AGAGGAUGGAGCUAUAAAGGAUCAAAAGAGCAGCAAGGGAAGCCAGGUGUCAUUUUAGCUCUCAAGACACUUCCAAGGCAAGAAGUCGUUAUCCGAAGAAGAUGAAGAGCUUCAUGGAAGUGACCACGCUGAUUGCAUGUAGUGUUUUGGUGGCCCAAGCAAACUUCAUACAGUUUGGACAUAUGAUCAAAGAACUCACCGGGAAAAAUGCCCUACCAGAUUAUACCUCAUACGGAUGUUAUUGCGGAGUGGGUGGCCGAGGAGAACCCAGAGAUGCGACGGACCGCUGCUGCUUCGCUCACGACUGUUGUUACAAACGGCUGAGCAACUGUAGAACCACAACAGACAGAUAUCAAUAUGAUAUUGAGAACGGAACAGUAAUAUGUGGUGAAGGAAGCUGGUGUAAGAUGGAGAUCUGUGACUGUGACAAGACAGCCGCCCUCUGCUUCCGAGACAACCUCGACACUUACAGCGACCAUUACCGUUUUUACUCCAACCUCAACUGCAAUGAAAAGCCGCCCCGAUGUUGA
Messenger RNA from Hemicordylus capensis (graceful crag lizard), 530 nucleotides. Its product is annotated as basic phospholipase A2 Ts-G6D49-like. Gene Ontology annotation, biological process: negative regulation of T cell proliferation; phospholipid metabolic process; arachidonate secretion. NCBI's taxonomy places the organism in Eukaryota, Metazoa, Chordata, Lepidosauria, Squamata, Cordylidae. Bases 102 to 530 code for a protein of 142 amino acids. The record is from RefSeq and is a predicted model, not a curated record. The transcript is spliced from 5 exons. Gene Ontology annotation, molecular function: calcium ion binding; phospholipid binding.